Molecule: messenger RNA, 1341 nt
Organism: Dictyostelium discoideum AX4
Lineage: Eukaryota; Evosea; Eumycetozoa; Dictyosteliales; Dictyosteliaceae
Gene: alg3
Exons: 4
Coding region: 1-1341 (446 amino acids)
Cellular component (GO): endoplasmic reticulum membrane
Molecular function (GO): dol-P-Man:Man(5)GlcNAc(2)-PP-Dol alpha-1,3-mannosyltransferase activity; mannosyltransferase activity
Source: RefSeq, a predicted model, not a curated record
AUGAUCGAAAAUAAAGUUCUUCCAUUCAUUAAAAAUAAUCAAAUCAAAUGUUUUUAUACAUUAGCAUCAUUUUUAAUGAUUUAUGAACUAUGUAUUAAUAAAAUAAUCAUUGAUUAUGUAAAAUAUACAGAAAUUGAUUGGAGUACAUAUGUUCAACAAGUUGAAGUAUUUUUAAAAGGAAUUUAUGAUUAUACAAAGAUUGAAGGAGAUACAGGACCAUGUGUCUAUCCAGCUGGACAUUUAUAUGUUUUCAGUUUAUUAUAUAAUUUAACAGAAAAUGGAUUAAAUAUAUUAAAAGCACAAUAUAUAUUUGCAGCAAUUUAUAUAUUAUUAACAUUUAUAGUAUUUUCAAUUUAUGGUGAAUCAAUUAAAGAAUCUAUUAAACAAAUCACAAAUAAAUCAAAUAAUAAUAAUAAUAAUAAUAAUAAUAAUAAUAAUAAUAAUAAUAAUGUAUUUUUAAAAAUACCAUUUUAUAUUAUAAUAUUUUUAUGUUUAUCAAAAAGAAUUCAUUCAAUAUUUGCACUUCGUAUGUUUAAUGAUUGUAUAUCAAUGUUAUUAUUUUAUAUUUCAUUAUAUUUAAUAAUUAAAGGUAGAUGGAAUUUAGGUUGUUUAUUUUUCAGUUGUUCAGUUAGUGUAAAGAUGAAUGUACUAUUAUACUCACCAGCUUUAUUGUUUUUGUUAUUGUCAACAUUUGGUAUUUGGAGAACUAUACCAAAACUAAUGAUUUGUGGCUUGGUUCAAGUGUUAUUAGCAAUUCCAUUCCUGAUGGUUAAUCCUCAAGGUUAUCUAUUACGUGCUUUCGAAUUCUCUCGUCAAUUCUUAUACAAAUGGACUGUAAAUUGGAGAUUCUUACCUGAACAUCUUUUCCUCAACAAAUCUUGGGCUUUAUUCUUAUUAUCAAUUCAUUUAUUAUUUAUAAUUUUAUUUUUUAUAAAAUAUAUAAAGAAAGAACAAGGUGGUAUUUCAAAUAUAUUAAAAAGAGGUAGUAUUAAUCAAAAUCCAAAACUUUUAUCGGUAAAUUAUAUUUUAUUGAUAAUGUUUACUAUUAAUCUUAUUGGUGUUACAUUCUCAAGAUCAUUACAUUAUCAAUUUUAUUUAUGGUAUUUCCACACAUUACCAUUUUUACUUUGGUCAACAAAUUAUAAUUUAUUUUUAAAAAUUGGAUUUAUGUGUAUUACUGAAUAUGCUUGGAAUACAUAUCCAUCAACUUCAACAAGUUCACUAAUGUUAUUUAUUUCAAAUUUUAUUUUAUUAAUUCAAUUAUAUUUCCAACCAACUAUAAAUUCUUUAAGGGAGGAUAAAAAUAACUCUUCUGGUUUAAAAAAAAAAAAAACCAAAUAA